ACGCGCGCACCGCUCCCUCCUUCUUAGCCAAGCGUUCCGGGGCCCGCAAUGGCCCUUUAAAAGGCAGAGUCUAGUCCAGAGGGGGCGGGCGGGGGGCGCUGACCGCCGUCCGAGGCCCGGCCCCUCCUCCCUGCCCCUCCCUCGGUCCGUCCCUCCCUGGGUCCCCGCGUCGCUCGCCCCCUCGUUCGGUCGCCGGGCGCACGCUCCGCCUCCGUCAGUCGGCUCGGCUGUCUAGCGCGCAGCGUGGAGCCGGAGCCGGGGCCGGACGCGCGGCUAGGGGCUGGGGGCUGGGAGAUCGGCGCCCGCCACCGGGCCAGGCCUGAGCCGCGAUGGCUGAGAUGGGCAGCAAGGGGGUGACGGCAGGGAAGAUCGCCAGCAACGUGCAGAAGAAGCUCACGCGCGCGCAGGAGAAGGUCCUCCAGAAACUGGGAAAGGCGGAUGAGACAAAGGAUGAGCAGUUUGAACAGUGUGUUCAGAAUUUCAACAAGCAGCUGACUGAGGGCACUCGACUGCAGAAGGAUCUCAGGACCUACCUGGCCUCAGUCAAGGCCAUGCACGAGGCCUCCAAGAAACUGAAUGAAUGUCUGCAGGAGGUAUACGAGCCCGACUGGCCUGGCAGGGAUGAAGCCAACAAGAUAGCUGAGAACAAUGACCUCCUCUGGUUGGAUUACCACCAGAAGCUGGUGGACCAGGCGCUGCUGACCAUGGACACAUACCUGGGCCAGUUCCCUGACAUCAAGUCACGCAUUGCCAAGCGAGGGCGGAAGCUGGUGGACUAUGAUAGUGCCCGGCACCAUUACGAGUCCCUCCAAACCGCCAAAAAGAAGGAUGAAGCCAAAAUUGCCAAGCCUGUCUCGCUGCUUGAGAAAGCUGCCCCCCAGUGGUGCCAAGGCAAACUGCAGGCUCAUCUCGUAGCUCAAACUAACCUGCUCCGAAAUCAGGCAGAGGAGGAGCUCAUCAAAGCCCAGAAAGUGUUUGAGGAGAUGAACGUGGAUCUGCAGGAAGAGCUGCCAUCCCUGUGGAACAGCCGUGUAGGUUUCUAUGUGAACACGUUUCAGAGCAUUGCGGGCCUGGAGGAGAACUUCCAUAAGGAGAUGAGUAAGCUCAACGAGAGCCUCAACGAUGUUCUGGUCAGCCUGGAGAAGCAGCACGGGAGCAACACCUUCACAGUCAAGGCCCAGCCCAGAAAGAAAACUAAACUGCUCUCCCGGCUGCUCAGAAAGAAGAACAGUGACAACGCCCCUGCAAAAGGGAACAAGAGCCCUUCGCCUCCGCCAGAUGGCUCCCCGGCAGCCACACCAGAGAUCAGAGUCAACCACGAGCCUGAGCCGCCUAGCUCCGCCACAACCGGGGCAACCCUCCCCAAGUCCCCAUCUCAGCUCCGGAAAGGGCCACCAGUCCCUCCGCCUCCCAAACACACCCCGUCCAAGGAGGUCAAGCAGGAGCAGAUCCUCAGCCUGUUUGAUGACACGUUUGUCCCUGAGAUCAGCGUGACCACCCCCUCCCAGUUUGAGGCCCCGGGGCCUUUCUCGGAGCAGGCCAGUCUGCUGGACCUGGACUUUGACCCCCUCCCACCUGUGGCGAGCCCUGUGAAGGCACCCACACCCUCUGGUCAGUCAAUUCCAUGGGACCUCUGGGAGCCCACAGAGAGUCCAGCUGGCAGCCUGCCUUCCAGGGAGCCCAGCGCUGCCGAGGGCACCUUUGCUGUGGCCUGGCCCAGCCAGACAGCCGAGCCGGGGCCUGCCCAACCAGCGGAGGCCUCGGAGGUGGCGGGUGGGACCCAACCUGCGGCUGGAGCCCAGGAGCCCGGGGAGACAGCAGCAAGUGAAGCGGCCUCCAGCUCUCUCCCUGCGGUGGUGGUAGAGACCUUCUCAGCAACUGUGAACGGCACCGUGGAGGGUGGCAGCGGGGCGGGACGCUUGGACCUGCCCCCGGGGUUCAUGUUCAAGGUGCAGGCCCAGCAUGACUAUGUGGCCACAGACACGGAUGAGCUGCAGCUCAAGGCUGGUGACGUGGUGCUGGUGAUCCCCUUCCAGAACCCUGAGGAGCAGGAUGAAGGCUGGCUCAUGGGCGUGAAGGAGAGUGACUGGAACCAGCACAAGGAGCUGGAGAAAUGCCGGGGCGUCUUUCCCGAGAACUUCACCGAGCGGGUUCAGUGAGGGCAGCAGCCACCGGCUCUCUGGGCGUGUGAAGAACACCUUUUCCCGAAAAAUGUGUGGGCUUUUUUUUUUUUUUUUUUUUUCUUUCCUGAUUUUGUUUUUAAACUUUUGGAAAAGAAAAGGGGAAUUGAGAGGAGAGACCCAAGUCAAGAGGUGUUCUCCCAAAGAUUAGGUUGUUUUCCAAAGAGCCUGUUUUCGGCAAGUCCAGUGGAAUCACCAGUGUUCCUGAAGCUGCUGUGUCCCCUAGUUAGGUUCCUGGCCACCCCGGUCUCCCCCGCCCCCACACUGUGCCCGCAUGUGUGCCCGGCCGCAGGGCGGGGCCUGGGGGCUGCCGAGCCACCACGCUUGCCUGAAGCUUCGGCUGAGCAGCCCGGGCAAGGGUCCUCUUUUUCCUGGCAGCUGCUGUGGGUGGGGUCGGGUCUCUCCAGAGACCUCAGGGCCCAGACAUCGGCCUGGCCUGGCCCUGCCCUGCAGACCGUCUGUGUGCUGUUUGAAAAUAAAUCUUAGUGUUCCAAGCAAAAUGAAA
Messenger RNA from Lontra canadensis (Northern American river otter), 2685 nucleotides. RefSeq names its product bridging integrator 1 (gene BIN1). The coding region runs from base 330 to 2159 and encodes 609 amino acids. Gene Ontology annotation, cellular component: plasma membrane; cytoplasm; synaptic vesicle. Gene Ontology annotation, biological process: regulation of endocytosis. NCBI's taxonomy places the organism in Eukaryota, Metazoa, Chordata, Mammalia, Carnivora, Mustelidae. The transcript is spliced from 20 exons. Gene Ontology annotation, molecular function: phospholipid binding; tau protein binding. The record is from RefSeq and is a predicted model, not a curated record.